AUGGAAAAAAUUGAGGAGCUCGCUCAUUUAAAAGAAAAUGCUUUAGAGUUGCUUCAUCAAGCCCAUGAACAAACUCGUACUCAACAGCAACGUUUAUCAGUAAAUGGGAAAUGUUGGUCAAAUUACGACAAAUUUGAUUCGAAAAUUGAAAAACGGUUGCAGUCUUUUACUCUAGCAAAAUGGGUUGGGAAACCAAAAAAGUUAUCACCACUUGUAUUUGCUAUCCACGGAUGGGUAUGUGUAGCACCAGAUAUGGUACAUUGUGCAGUUUGCGACCAGUACAUGAGUGUUGUAUUGCCUAAAUUAGCAAAAGUUGAAGUUGAAGUCUUCCAAAAAUCAGUCAGAAAACUUAUUUCCUUGAUAACUAAAAAACAUCGUGUGAUAUGUCCGUACAGGCAUACUUCCUUCGGUUCAAAUGAUGGAAUUCCUUUCCACAUUCUUCCAAAAGGUCUUAUAGAUGAAAGAUGCAAAACUAUGAAUAAACUUGAUCUUGAAGAAAUCAAAGUGACUUUAUCCGAUAUUUCUUCAUCUGUGGUUUUCAAAACGGCAAUGCAAAAAUAUAGAGCACUCGUUUGUUUUGGCUGGCAGAAAAACAGGAGGGUAGCUUUAUGGCUUUUAAGAGGCAAUGUCUUUGAUGUUGAAAAACAGCACUAUAAAUGGUGUGCUUUCGCAACUCAUACAAGCCAUUAUCCUAAUGUAGGACAUUCUCGUCGUCUCAUACUUCAGUGCUUCAACAAUUCAGAGGAUCUUUCUGCCACCAGCUGCAUCGCUAAUGCUGAAAUAUGGAAGUCAUUUAUGAUGGGGAAAGACGAUACACUUAUGGAAUAA
Messenger RNA from Thelazia callipaeda (thelaziosis nematode), 828 nucleotides. NCBI's taxonomy places the organism in Eukaryota, Metazoa, Nematoda, Chromadorea, Rhabditida, Thelaziidae. The record is from the annotation of a GenBank genome assembly.